AAAAAAAAAAAAGAAAAAAGAAAAAAAAAGGAGAGAGAGAGAGAGAGAGAGAAAAAAAAAAAAAGGGAGAAAAAAAAGAAGAAGAAAAAGAAAAAAAAAAUAGGAAGAAGAAAAAAAUCGAUCGAGUGUGUCAAGUGCCUAACUUCGUGUCGUCGUCGUCGUCGUCGUCGUCGUACGGUGGAUUUGACACUUUGAAGAAAAAAAAAACAAAAACAAAAAAAAAACACAAAAGGAAAAAAGAUACAAGGAAGGAAGAGAGAGAAAGAAAAAAGAAAAAUAGAAAAAGAACUCGCUGUAUCGCACCUUCUUUUCCCCUCCCCCCAUACCCGAACUCCCCUCCCCUCUCUCUCUCUCUCUCUCUUUUACAUUUCUUUAUAUUCGUCUUAUUUAACUUAUUCUCCUGGGAUAUACGUUUUUUUCACGAUCAAUUAAUUAAUCGCUUAUUGGAGUUGUGUCGAAGCUCGUUAUGUCUGGAAAUCAUAAGACGGUGAUUAAGUGUCCUUCGGAGUACGUCAAGUUGAAUAUCGGUGGUUCGUUACAUUAUACGACAUUGGGCACAUUGCAAAAACAUGACACGAUGUUACGCGCCAUGUUCAGUGGUCGUAUGGAGGUUCUUACCGACUCCGAAGGAUGGAUAUUAAUUGAUCGGUGUGGAAAACAUUUUGGUACAAUUUUGAAUUUCCUAAGAGACGGCUCAGUUCCAUUGCCAGAAAGUGCAAAAGAGAUGGCCGAACUUUUGGCAGAAGCUAAAUACUAUUGUAUCAGCGAAUUAGCCGAAUCGUGCGAGCAGGCACUUCUUAGGAAAGAACGCGAGGCAGAAUCCAUUUGUACCGUCUCAUUAAUAACGUCUCAAAGGGAAGAACAACUUCUUAUAAGUAAUACUGCUAAGCCAGUAGUAAAACUUAUUAUAAAUAGGCACAAUAACAAAUAUUCAUAUACAAGUACAUCAGACGACAAUCUAUUAAAAAAUAUAGAAUUAUUUGAUAAAAUGUCUCUUAGAUUUAAUGGUAGGGUGCUAUUUAUCAAGGAUGUAAUUGGUUCAAGUGAAAUUUGCUGUUGGACAUUUUAUGGCCAUGGUCGUAAAGUAGCCGAAGUAUGCUGCCAUUCAAUUGUAUAUACAACCGAUAAAAAACAUACAAAGGUUGAAUUUCCAGAAGCUCGCAUUUAUGAAGAAAUGUUAAAUAUUUUAUUAUACGAGCAUCGUAAUGGACCCGAUCAAGAAUUAAUGCAAGCAACGUCUUCUCGCGGUGCUGUAGGUGGUGCACCACCUUGUACGUCCGACGAAGAAGAGGGUGAGCGUUCCGGUUUGGCUCGCCUUCGCUCCAACAAACAAAAUACCAACUGACCCAACCUUACCGUCCUUAACCCGCAAUAUCCAGCAAUCUGUACAAUUUUUAAUGUUGUUCGCUCUCUUAAAACUCGAACUAAUAUAAAAUAGGAUACAUAUAUAUAUAUAUAUGUAUGUAUGUAUGUAUGUAUGUAUGUAUAUAUACAUAUACACAUACACACACACAUAUAUAUAUAUAUAUCAGUUAAAGACAGGAAAUGCAACACAUAUGCAUACGCUAAAAAAAUUCGAUGUUAUGUGCCCUUGCUCCUUUUUCUCUAUCUCUUUUUUUUUUCCUACAUAAAAAAAGAAUACGUAAACUAUAAUGCUAAAAAGUCCUCAACAAAAUGACAGUCUAUAUCUUAUUGAAUUUUACAUUGCAAUAGUAUUUCUUUCUUUUUUCUUUUUUGUUGUUGUUGUAACGGUGUAUCUUAAUUCCUAACGUGUUUAGAAUAGCAUUUAAAUUGAUGUCAGAGCAGAAUGACAAACUCAUAUUUAGAUAUAUUCUACCUGUUUAUCACUAAAGUAAAAAUUUAUUACAUUUUUUCAAACUUUUGUCAUAAGAAAUAUAUAUGAAAAAAAAAAAAAUAUAUAUAUAUAUAUAUACAUACAGGAGAUUAGAUAUCUAAGUACUUUUUAUGUGCCAAACAUAUUACAAAUCUAAAUUGUCAUUCUGCAAUGAAUGAAAUUACUAAAUUACAAUGCAUUUUAUAUCAUAUUAGAAGUGCACUGUUACCUCUGUUAUGAGUAUUAGAUAUACUGUUAUUAUUAUUACUUUUAUUAUUUCUAUUAUUUCUAUUAUUAUUAUUAAUAUUAUUAUUAUUAUUAUUAUUAUUAUUAUUAUUAUUAUUAUUAUUAUUAUUAUUAUUAUUAUUAUUAUUAUUACUACAAUCAUCAUCGUCAUUUAUUGCUAUUACCACCAUCCCUGCAACUACUUUUCAAUUAGUAUUACUACUUUAUUAAUAUUAUCAUCAUCAUUAUCAUCACUAUUGCUUUCAAUGACUUUGUCAUUUUCAUUAUCAUUACGAUUUAUUUUUUGGUAUUAUUAUUAUUAUUAUUAUUAUUAUUAUUAUUGUUAUUAUUAUUAUUAUUAUUAUUAUUAUUAUUAUUAUUUUAUCAUCACUGUCAUCAUCAUUGAAUUUAAUCAUGAACUCACGUAUGCAAAAUGAAUUGUUAAUUCCUCAUCAUGCAUAGAGGAAUUUGUCAAAUGAAAUGCAUAUAUUUUCUAAUAUUUGUGAUAGAAACAAUUUAAUUAUGUCGCAAUUGUUGAAAAAGAAAAAAAAAAGGAAAUAAUGAAUUUUAUCUCUUUACUAAUACGUAAUUAUAUUCUUGAACAUGGACGAGGUGCUUCUUUAAGUUUUUUUUUUUUUUUUUUU
Molecule: messenger RNA, 2703 nt
Organism: Vespa velutina
Lineage: Eukaryota; Metazoa; Arthropoda; Insecta; Hymenoptera; Vespidae
Product: BTB/POZ domain-containing adapter for CUL3-mediated RhoA degradation protein 3
Exons: 4
Coding region: 467-1345 (292 amino acids)
Biological process (GO): protein homooligomerization
Molecular function (GO): protein binding
Source: RefSeq, a predicted model, not a curated record